AUGAUUCCAGAUAGGAAGACAAGAUUUUUAGUUGAUCAACAGCUUGAGGCAUUCAAGUCUGCCAAGGGACUUUUUGGAAGGAGCAUGGCAAUAGAUACUAGAAACAAAAAACAACCCGCUCUUUGGUGGGAAAGUUAUGGAGGAGAAGGCAAGGAGUUACAAAAGGUAGCUAUGAGAAUUUUGAGUCUCACAUGUAGUGCUACUGGAUGUGAAAGAAAUUGGAGUACAUUUGAUCAAGUGCAUACUAAACGAAGAAAUCGCUUAGAACAACAAAGGUUAAAUGCACUUGUAUUUGUUAAGUACAACCUUCAACUUGAGAUGAGACAAAAGAUUAGAGAGGAAAAAGGACAGACAUAUGAUCCAAUUUGUUUAUCAGAUAUUGAAUCUGAUGAUGAGUGGAUCACUGAAAAAGAAAACCCAUGCUUGCCAGUGGAUGGGUCAUGGAUGGACAUACAUGAGAGUUUCACUCUUGAUGAAGGAGCUCCAAGCAAGAAAAGAAAGAGAGGUCCAAGAAAUUUGAAUGCCAAAACGAGUAGCAAAGGGAAAUCUAUAGUGGAACAAGAGAAUGAGAAUGAAGAUAAUGUUGAAGAUGGGGAAGAGGAGGACGAUGAAGAAGUGACAUUAUUAAUGGAGGAUGAUCAUGAAUUGAGUGACAUUGAUCUUGGAGAUGAUGAAUGAUGAAUUGAAUUUUA
Molecule: messenger RNA, 692 nt
Organism: Neltuma alba
Lineage: Eukaryota; Viridiplantae; Streptophyta; Magnoliopsida; Fabales; Fabaceae
Exons: 3
Coding region: 1-678 (225 amino acids)
Molecular function (GO): protein dimerization activity
Source: RefSeq, a predicted model, not a curated record